CCGAAAGCCUGUCCGUAGUCUUCACUCACUCACUGCUUUGACAGCACCUGAGGACGCGAUGUCAGAUCAGGAGAGUAACGGGGACCCGAAAGAGACAUUUCCAAACGGUGACAGUUGUAUAUUCUGCAGAAUUGCGUCCAACAAGACAGACACCGAAAUUGUACAUUGUAAUGAUGAGAUGGUGUGCUUCCGAGACGUGAAGCCAGGGGCCCCUCAUCACUAUCUCGUCGUCCCGCGAGCGCAUUUGGGGAACUGCACGUCCCUGAGGAGAGAGGACGCCCCGCUGGUGCUGCGGAUGGUGGAGAUGGCAAAGGCAGUCCUGCACAUGAAGGGCAUCAGUGAUCUACAAGACACCAGACUGGGGUUCCACAUGCCUCCGUUCUCCUCGGUUCCUCAUCUCCACCUCCACGUUCUCGCUCCGGCCAGUCAUCUGAGUUCCAGAUCCCUCCGGUUCUACGGACCGCACUCCUUCUGGUUCCUAACAGUGGAGAACCUUCUGAAGCAGCUGGAGUCUCAGAACCAGGUCACAUGACAACAGAACCCCAGCUGAGGAACCAAGCGGAUCCCACACUAGAACCAGACACUCACAACAGUGGAAUCUCUAGACUCACCUGAACAGACUCACUUGAACUAGUGCUGUGCGAUAUGGACAAAAAUUUCCCGAUAUAGGCAAUUCUAUAUCCCGAUAACGAUAUAUAUCCCGAUAUAGUACUUCUACUUAAAAUUAUAUAUUUAUAUCCACACAUGAAUGCAAAUUUUUCUUAAAGGAGUCCUAGAAUUCAAAACCACAUUCACCUUGUUCCUGUUGAAUUUAGGCUGCGAGCAGUGUCCAAAGGACAACACCAAAGACUUUACCGCGUCCCCCGCCUGCUUUCGUAUGCAAAUUGGGAAAUAGAAACAGCCGUGUUGAAAUGCUCCAAUCUGAACAGAGCUCAGAUAACACGUAAUAGGCGCCCAUCCCCCUUUAGAUACACCCCCUCUCAUUUGCAUACCUUCGAUUAAUAAUUCUUGUUAAACUGCUCUUACGAUGCUAAUAUCUAGAUAUGUGGUCUAUGGCAGAGACGUUGUAAUGCUAGCGUUAUUACAGCUAACUUUGGAGAGUUACUAUACUAAGAAAUGUACUGAUAAAACUUACCAAUCUAACACAUUCAUUCUGUUGGGGAAUCUGCUGCACUUCAUCUUCGUCAGAACCUUCUUCUGACUCGGUUUAUACAUGUACGGCUGUAUUCCUUAUUUAAAUCCAUUGUUGAUAGCUUUAUCAAAGACUUUGGCUUUAUUUACCAGCAGUAAACGUAGUUUCACUUUGCUCUAGCUUCAGACCGGUGGAUUGAGCCAAUAAACUUUCAGGACAUAUCGGCCAAUAGACCAAUCAGCGCGCAUCUCAUUUGAAUAUUCAUGAACUUGCUGAGUGGGCGGGAAAAACAAACUGUUUCAUUGCAAGGCUUAUUUAUGACCUUGUAUUAGGCGAUCUAGCAGUGCUCCUGGGGCGUUUUCAGCCCCACAAAUUUACAUAUGACAUUAUUUAGGCUCAAAGAUCAAUUUGUAAUGGUCAAAAAAUGCGUUCUAUGACUCCUUUAAAUUUUCUCCUAUUAUUUUUUUUUUUUUUAAAUGAACAGUUGUGGUUGUGUGUACAGUAGGUGUAAUUGAGUGCCUGUCACUUUAAGAAAUAUGUGAGAGAAAAUAAUGACGUUAAACUCAAUAGUGAGCCUAAAUUAUCUAAAUGCCAUAGCCUAGAUAGGUUAGCAACACACAUUUGAGAGAUGCAAGUGAGCAAAUCAACUUGAUAUUAGCCUUUUAUUGUGUGUUACAAUAGCAUCACUCAAACUAGCAGCCAUGUCUCGCUGUUAAUAUUACUGCUGCGCAUACGAGUGUGUGUGAGGGGAAAAAAGACGCACAGCCACAGGCUUUUAGGUGAGACCUGCCUUGCGCGCACCGCACGUUAGGCUUCUUCAGAAGAACAGAGUCAUUCUUAAAAGUAUUGUAAAGAAGGCUAACAUCAGGUGUUGUGACAUUUUUAAUUUCAGGGUAUUGCAAUAUUUUUGUAGUAUCAGUGCACCGUGCAACACUAGUCUUUAUGCCAACUUCAAAAAAAGUUACUAUUAGCUGCGUUCAUUUGCCUGGCCACCCAUCCCGAGUCAGAAAAUUAAGUUUACGUUGCCCGCUGUGAGUAGCGGCAACGCACCUGCAGUUAAAUUAUCUGAGCAGCAGCCACACACGUUAAAAUUCCGAUAUAAACGGUAGAGGACUGUAUCGUACGAUAGACAUUUUUCUGUCGUACAACGAUAUAUACCGUGGUAUCGCACAGCACUAACCUGAACAGAUUCACCUGAAUAGACUCACCUGAACAGAGACUCACCUGAACAGACUCACCUGAACACAGACUCACCUGAACACACUCACCUGAACACACUCACCUGAACAGAGACCACAGACUCACCUGAACAGACUCACCUGAACAGACUCACCUGAACAGACUCACCUCAACAGACUCACCUGAACAGAGACUCGUACGGACGCCCUGGAGAGAUGCACACUGAGACAGAAACGCCUUGACAACACUACAACCUGCACACGCGCGCACACACACCUACACACACACCUACACACACACACACACACACACACACCUACACACACACCUACACACACACACACACACACACACACACCUACACACACACCUACACACACUCACACUGAGCAUUUUCCCUCACGAUCUGAAAGCCCUUUGCGUCGGGUCAUGAAAGGGAGAUGUAUUGACAAUAUACCAUGUGCCUCUAAAGACUAGUAAUGCACAGUACCUCC
This is a messenger RNA of Sardina pilchardus (European sardine), 2805 nucleotides long. RefSeq names its product adenosine 5'-monophosphoramidase HINT3-like. Bases 59 to 532 code for a protein of 157 amino acids. The record is from RefSeq and is a predicted model, not a curated record. The transcript is spliced from 5 exons. Lineage: Eukaryota; Metazoa; Chordata; Actinopteri; Clupeiformes; Clupeidae. Gene Ontology annotation, molecular function: catalytic activity.